CACCGAGUCAUUUGGCAAGACAGCGGGCAUCGGGUCGUCAAGCCCAACAGCGGGCACCGAGUCAUCUGGCAAAACAGUGGGCAUCAGGUCAUCAAGCUCGACAGCGGGCACCGAGUCAUCUGGCAAGACUGCGGGCACCGAGUCAUCUGGCAAGACUGCGGGCACCGAGUCAUCUGGCAAGACAGCGGGCACCAAGUCAUCUGGCAAGAUAGCGGACACCGAGUCAUCUGGCAAAACAGCGGGCACCGGGACAUCUGGCAAGACAGCGGGCAUCGGGUCGUCAAGCAAGACAGCGGGCACGUGUCAUCUGGCAAGACAGCGGGCACCGAGUCAUCUGGCAAAACAGCAGGCACCGAGUCAUCUGGCAAAACAGCGGGCACCGAGUCAUCUGGCAACAGGUCAUCUGGUUCGACAGCGGGUACUGGGUCAUCUGGUUUGACAGCGGGCACCGGGUCAUCAGGCAUAGGAUCGUCUGGCUCGACAGCGGGUACCGGGUCAUCUGGCUUGACAGCGGGCACCAGGUCAUCUGGCAACAGGUUGGGUAGAACCAUCAGGCUGGGUAGCGUACACUGGGUCAUCAGGCAUCAGGGUAUCAGGCUGAAUUGCGGGUGCCGGGGCACCAGGCUGAACCAC
Messenger RNA from Staurois parvus, 633 nucleotides. Lineage: Eukaryota; Metazoa; Chordata; Amphibia; Anura; Ranidae. The record is from the annotation of a GenBank genome assembly.